AUGGCGUUCCACGGCUUUCGGCAAGGCUCCUCGACUGCGGUACUCGCCUCUCGGGUUCCUAUUCGACCCGCGCACUUCGCGCAAUCUCUUCUCGCCUCUCGCCUGUUGUCCUCAAAUCAGCCUGUUACCAAGUUUUUUGUUGCCCCUUUACUGCCAUGUCGCCUCUUCACUUCGGCGGCACUGCAACGCGCCGUCCGCGAGAUUCCGUGGAAGAGUCGGCAGGACAUUCUGAGGGAGCGCACGUGCCCGGUCUAUGCGGCUGAAUGCCGCGGCACACCCAGGAGGGAAUACUCGAAAAACAUGAUUGACGGCGUCCGCGUAAAACCCACAUUCAACCCCUUUGUGAAGCUUAACAAGGCUAAGCGCUACGUCCUCGACAACUGGCCUUCCCGGAACUGGGAUGAAUGGUCUCCGUACCGAUGCUACGUCCGCGGCAGCCGCAGGCGAUAUAACAUUCCACAGGAUCUCAUGCCCUACAAAGACGAACUCGGCGAGUGGCAUCCUCCUCGACUCUCCGCGCGGUACCAGGCGGAUGUGAAGAAGCAGUACCUCAUGAAUGGCCUGCCCUGGGUAUGGCAGAAGGACUUCUACGAUGGCAAGAUGCACUUCGGGGAUAGAGAGCCGCUCGGACCGAAGCGUUGGUACCGAAAGGCCUUCAGAGAGGAGAGAGUUAAGGAGGCAAUGAGGAAAAUGGAUGACCUCGUUCUCGACUAUCGGCAGGAAAACCGAGAUCGGCGGAGGUACAACUGGUUUGAGAAGGUCGUCCACGACUUCGCAGGGGAAGAAAUCGCCACGCAGUUCAUCCGAAAACGAAAAGAGCCGAAGCUGUAA
This is a messenger RNA of Besnoitia besnoiti, 831 nucleotides long. RefSeq names its product BIR protein. The transcript is spliced from 7 exons. The record is from RefSeq and is a predicted model, not a curated record. The coding region runs from base 1 to 831 and encodes 276 amino acids. Lineage: Eukaryota; Apicomplexa; Conoidasida; Eucoccidiorida; Sarcocystidae.